Messenger RNA from Loa loa (African eye worm), 1634 nucleotides. RefSeq names its product Ras-like GTP-binding protein rhoA. The transcript has 5 exons. The record is from RefSeq and is a predicted model, not a curated record. Gene Ontology annotation, biological process: small GTPase-mediated signal transduction; cell migration. Bases 49 to 627 code for a protein of 192 amino acids. Lineage: Eukaryota; Metazoa; Nematoda; Chromadorea; Rhabditida; Onchocercidae. Gene Ontology annotation, molecular function: GTP binding; GTPase activity.
AAUUUGUAGGAUUUAUUGAAACUGUAGCCUUUAACUGGCAUUGCGCUUAUGGCAGCUAUCCGGAAGAAACUGGUUAUUGUUGGUGAUGGUGCUUGUGGCAAAACAUGUUUGCUGAUUGUAUUUAGUAAAGAUCAAUUUCCUGAUGUGUAUGUGCCAACAGUUUUUGAAAAUUAUGUUGCAGAUAUAGAAGUUGAUGGAAAGCAGGUAGAAUUGGCCUUGUGGGAUACGGCGGGACAAGAGGAUUACGAUCGAUUACGCCCACUCAGUUAUCCGGAUACUGAUGUUAUUUUAAUGUGCUUUAGUAUCGAUUCACCUGAUUCACUUGAAAAUAUUCCCGAGAAGUGGACUCCUGAGGUGCGGCAUUUCUGUCCAAAUGUUCCAAUAAUUUUGGUCGGUAACAAGAAAGACCUUCGAAAUGAUCAGCAGACUAUUCGUGAAUUGGCAAAGAUGAAACAGGAACCGGUAAGACCGGAGCAGGGACGUGCUAUAGCCGAACAAAUAGGAGCCUUUGCCUAUUUGGAAUGCUCUGCCAAAGCGAAGGAUGGUAUCCGCGAAGUGUUUGAAAAGGCCACGCAAGCAGCAUUACAGCAAAAAAAGAAGAAAAAGAGCAAGUGUGACAUUCUGUGAUUCCAUAGCAAGUCUCAAACUUCAAAAUUUCAGUUUUCCUUUUUCAGAUAUAACAUUUUACCUGAUGCUUCUUUAAUCGAACGUCGAAUAUAAUCAUUACGAUUAUUGUUCCCAAAUUUUUUGUUUAAUCUUAAGCUAUGCAUUUUACACAUCUAGUUAUUCAUUUAUGAGUUUACAGAAAUCGGGACUAGUAUGAGGAAAGCUGAGGAUCUUCCUUAAAUUUAGCGAGUAAUAGGAAGUUAAGGAAUAAUUUCUCAGCUAUUGAUGCUUAAUUGGUAUCCUUAAGUAAUUCUAUUUUAGAAUCUUUCGUGUUUGAUUAUUACUAAAAAAGGAUGAGGAGAGAGCUGAACCGAAGUAUUAGUUUUUUGAUUUUCUUUUUUAUUAUAAAGCGGGCACAGGGCUUUUGGCACAGGUGAUAGUUAAGACGGUGUGAAGAUCAUGGUUGCUUGGGGAACGAUGAAUUUGAAAAAUCACGAGCUGUAAUUUUGUUUUUCGAUGCAUUUAAUAGUGUCGAUUACAGUAUUGGAUACAUCAGGACGGAUAUAUAUACUUAAAACUUUUGGUCGGCAUAGUCGUGAAAGUCAGUGUGUACGUUUUUGGAUCAGUGAAUUUCAAUCAUGUUUCAGCAGAGAUAAAGCGUCGGUAUAGGAACUAUUCAGUGCUUUUCUUAAGAUGGUUUCAGUACAGUGAAUAGUAGAAGCAAGCCACUUCCUUCUCUCACUAUUGAAAUUAGUGCUAUUAAUUAUAGUAGCAUGCUUUAAGAGGUAGGUUGUUAUGCAUAAUAUCAAUUUUACGAUUGGGUGUCUUCUCGUAUAAGUUAUAAAUUUCAUUUAUAACGUCGUAAGCAUUUACUGUAGGUUACUGUAUUUUGAUAUCAACAUAUGGUUAAAUUUGAAAGGGAUACACAUUAGUUUCGCUAUUAUCUCAUCUCUGUUCUCUUUCCCUUACACUUUUAUCACGCAUGAAAUACUGUUAUAAUUUACUAUUAAUAAACAUUUCAUUUCGUG